GUCCUGUGACCCCGUUAGCGUUCCAACGCUACUCGGCGGUUGGAGGAAGGUGGAGGGACUUUGGUCCGAGCGUUAUCAUUCCCUCGCAGACCUUCUGCCUGAGCUGAGUGAGUCUCCGCUCCUACUGAAGAGCCGACUCCGUGAAGACUUAUCUGUCCUGUACGUCAUAAGUUUUCCUUUCUUUGACACGAGAGUCCGUCAACCUGCUGUGCUCAGAUUGGUGAUCGGUUCUACUGCAAUGGUUCUGCUCACGGCAAUCGUUCUGGUUUGUGCGGCGUCGGCUGCCGAGGGUGGCGGCUUCACCUUCGGCGACGUCUACGGCACAGACAUCACCUUCGACGGCGUGCCCUACAACCAGCUGCAUUACGAGCUGGACUUCCCCAAUGACUCCUUCAAUCUGGACCUGGAGGCGCUGGACGCGCCACUCAACCAGACGCUCAGGUUCAAACGUCAGGCGGAUGCGGAGACGCGGGCCCUGUUCCGCUCGUGGCCCCAGGGCUCGACGCUGACCGCUGCGUUCGGCUUCAUCAUCCCUUUCCGGCCCAGAGGACAAUUCGAGAUGAGGUUUCCGUUCAUCUUCUUCAUCAACGAGCUGCUGCGGAAAAUAAACAGCGCCUACGGCCGCCACUUUGUUCACGAGCAGUUCUCGAUGUACCGCUCUCUGGAGACGGGGCUGGCCGACGGUCUGGCCAUGGAAGGUCGCGCCUGUGUGCUGAGGGCCAUCUGUGACGCUGCUGAGCUGGAGCUGGCUAAGUUCAGCCUAAUCGGAGAGAUGCUCAGCGUGCUGCUCACGCCAAAAAGGAGCCGUCUGUCUGAAAUGGAGGAGUACAGCAUUGCCUACAAGACAGGCAAAAAACAUGGCAACUGCAAGAAAUACUACCCAGACUGCACACUGAGCCUCCAGUCUCUGUUCCCAGCCGCCUGGCUGGCCAGGAAGAAGUGAAAACAAAUGAUAACAAAUUUGAAUUUAUCUAUCAAGACUCGAGAGUAGUUCUUUUGUUUGAAACGGAUGCGGAUGGAAUCGGUUUUGAGUGUAUUUAGUGUGAUGAGAUAAUGAUUAAGACAGGUCUCAGGUUCCGACUGUACAGCGAGCCGUUUUUUUUUACUCUUUCCCAUUUUUCUUUUUAAGAAUACUUUUAUCUCGCUUGUUUGAUAUAACUGUUCUGUUUAUGUGGAUGAAGUUUAGUACGAACUACGCAAUGCAAUGUAUUUAAUCUGUGAAGUGAAAUAAAUAAUAAAAAACGA
Molecule: messenger RNA, 1245 nt
Organism: Amphibalanus amphitrite
Lineage: Eukaryota; Metazoa; Arthropoda; Thecostraca; Balanomorpha; Balanidae
Exons: 5
Coding region: 239-943 (234 amino acids)
Source: RefSeq, a predicted model, not a curated record